AUGAGGUGGGAAGUUGAGACAGAUGAGGCGGUCCUGCAGCGGCGGCAGAAGCAGAUAGACUAUGGCAAGCGCACACCUGGUUACCAGUGCUUUCUGCAGCAGGUCCCCAGGGCACAGCGACAGCCUGAGUUUCACCCUCAAACACCAAACAAAAACAGGAGGUACAGUCGCCAAUCCUGGGAUGCCCAGAUCAGGCAAUGGAGAAGAGCCCUGCAUACCUGGGACCCCCCAAGCCAGCCUCUGCAUGACAGGGAGGCUUUGGGGAAGGCAACUAAUAACUUCCUAAGGCCAGUGGAUUAUACUCCUUUGGAUGAUCUCCUGGAUGACUGGCUUCAGGCCCCGGAAUCCUCAGAGAAUUGGGACAGAAGCCAGAAAGAGGCCCAGUUUGCAUACUUGAAGGGUCCUGUUUCCUCCCCUCCCAAGCUCAAAGAGGAAGAGCCUCACCACUGA
This is a messenger RNA of Arvicola amphibius (Eurasian water vole), 450 nucleotides long. RefSeq names its product oocyte-specific histone RNA stem-loop-binding protein 2-like. Gene Ontology annotation, molecular function: histone pre-mRNA stem-loop binding; mRNA binding. The record is from RefSeq and is a predicted model, not a curated record. Bases 1 to 450 code for a protein of 149 amino acids. Gene Ontology annotation, cellular component: histone pre-mRNA 3'end processing complex; cytoplasm. The transcript is spliced from 5 exons. Gene Ontology annotation, biological process: mRNA transport; mRNA 3'-end processing by stem-loop binding and cleavage. NCBI's taxonomy places the organism in Eukaryota, Metazoa, Chordata, Mammalia, Rodentia, Cricetidae.